Messenger RNA from Ascoidea rubescens DSM 1968, 636 nucleotides. It is a transcript of the gene CAX4, whose product is annotated as dolichyldiphosphatase. Lineage: Eukaryota; Fungi; Ascomycota; Saccharomycetes; Ascoideales; Ascoideaceae. The record is from RefSeq and is a predicted model, not a curated record. The transcript has a single exon. The annotation marks the transcript as partial. Gene Ontology annotation, molecular function: sphingosine-1-phosphate phosphatase activity.
AUACCUUUUGAUGAAACUUAUAUCUUAUACAAUCCUCAUGAUAUUCUAUCUUUGGUCUGUGUUUUUUUCUCACUUUUGCCUAUACUACUCCUCGUUUUCUACUUUUCAUGGUUCGUCACAACAAGAGAAUUAGAAAGCUGUAUCAUGGCUGCUGGGCAUGUAGUUAAUAAUAUCAUAAAUCAUGUAAUCAAGAAUAUUUUAAAGCAUCAAAGGCCAACUUAUUUAGAUAAUUUGCAAGAAAAAUUACCUCUUUUAAGAAAUCAAUAUGGCAUGCCAUCUGCUCACUCUCAAUUUAUGGGCUUUUUCUCAAUGUUCUUCUCAUUAAGGUUCCUAUUACAGUUUAAAAAUUUGACUUUAUUUGAAAAAUUCAUAAUAAUAGUCGUAUUAAAUUCAAUGAGUAUAAUGACAGCGUUUUCAAGAGUUUAUUUAUACUAUCAUUCAGCAGAUCAGGUCUGUGUUGGUUUAUUAUUAGGGUGGCUAUUAGGCUCUAUUUUUUUUUUAAUAGUUUCAUUCCUAAGAGAUUUUGGUAUCAUAAAGUAUUUAUUGAAAAAUUUCAAAAUCUUUAAAAUCUUUUAUUUAAAGGACUCCUUCUAUGACAAUUAUGAUUCAACUUUAAAAACGCAAUAUUCAAAUUAC